This is a messenger RNA of Cryptococcus amylolentus CBS 6039, 499 nucleotides long. RefSeq lists its product as hypothetical. The record is from RefSeq and is a predicted model, not a curated record. The transcript has 5 exons. Gene Ontology annotation, biological process: mRNA splicing, via spliceosome. The coding region runs from base 45 to 326 and encodes 93 amino acids. Gene Ontology annotation, cellular component: Lsm1-7-Pat1 complex; U4/U6 x U5 tri-snRNP complex; U6 snRNP. Gene Ontology annotation, molecular function: RNA binding. NCBI's taxonomy places the organism in Eukaryota, Fungi, Basidiomycota, Tremellomycetes, Tremellales, Cryptococcaceae.
CAGCUACAAGUACACCUUCCAGUCUUCGUCAUACUCCUGCCACCAUGUUAAUCUUCUCCUUCUUCAAGACCCUUACCGACCAAGUGAUCACCAUUGAGCUGAAGAAUGACUUGUCAAUAACCGGGACCUUGAAGUCCGUCGACCAAUAUCUCAACAUCCGAUUAGAUAACAUCAGCGUGGAAGACCCUGAAAAACACCCUCACAUGCUGGCUGUCAAGAACUGCUUCAUUCGAGGUUCCGUCGUGCGAUACGUGAAGAUGGCCGCGAGAUCAGUUGACACGACGCUCCUGGAGGAUGCUACCAGGCGAGGUGAGUCAAAUCCAUAAUGCUAUCGUCACGAUCCCGACACUGACCAGCGGCUGACCAUCUGCAGAGGCGAAGGAGAGCAGGAAGUGAUAAUGAGAAUGAUCACAGGAGAGGGUUUAGGCGGGCGCGAAGUUGGAGAGGAUAGGGAUAUUUCCCAAUUGUAUACCUAUAUGCAUGAUACAUUAUACCGGCA